AUGUAUCCUGAGUCGGGUAGCCAGCUUGAUCAAAAGUCGGAAAUCUUACUUACCAGGAGCCUUUCUCAUUUCAUUGGCUUGAUUACUAGUCAGCCAAGCUGGAACUUCUUCCGUCCCGAAUAUGCAAUCCAAAAGAAUGGACUUGCAGCCACAACAAUACUUGAUUUCCGUCCACUCAUCCUUGCUACCGUUAUGUGGACGCCGGCGAAAUCAGCUGGAGGUCUUGGAAAAAAAAAAGCAAACGAGUUCCCAUCACUGGCUCUUGUCGCUACAAACAAACUCUACGUGGAAUUCAAUUCCUUAUCUCUGCUACUGCCCCUUGAACUCACCCCGCAGUCGUCACAAAAGUGCCGGCGAGGCGUGAGGCGAUCUUUUCCCUGUCGCAUUACAAUUUUCUCUCAUACAACAGCUGCAAAGGCACCCACACCAGAAUUUCUAGUCCCCAAUCUCUCGCUGAACAUGAGUGCUUUGAUUUCACUGAUAACUUCUUAA
Molecule: messenger RNA, 492 nt
Organism: Botrytis porri
Lineage: Eukaryota; Fungi; Ascomycota; Leotiomycetes; Helotiales; Sclerotiniaceae
Exons: 1
Coding region: 1-492 (163 amino acids)
Source: RefSeq, a predicted model, not a curated record